AUGGAUUAUAAUUCUUCAUCAAUUCAUAUUGAAGAUUUCAAUAAAACAAAAUUAAAUUCAUUAAUUAAAUCGAAUUAUUCAUCAAGAUUAAUCAAUAAUAGUCAAACUCAAUCAAAUUUAAAUUGCCAAUUAACACAUAUAAAUAUUCAUGAAAAUACUCAAGAUCAAACUAAACAUCCUAGAAUAUAUUUAGAACGUCGAUUAAAUCCUAAAUCAUCUAGAUCAAAACGACAACAACAACAACAAUUAGAAAGAAUCUCAAAAAAUGAUUUCGAAAAGCAACGUUCUAUUGCUAAUGUACGUGAACGACAACGUACACAAUCAUUAAAUGAUGCAUUUGCACAUCUUCGUCUUAUUAUUCCAAGAUUACCAUCAGAUAAAUUAUCAAAAAUUCAAACAUUAAAAUUGGCAACACGUUAUAUUGAUUUUCUUUAUAAAAUAUUACAUUCAAAUAAUCAACAAGAAUAUUUUAUUUUUCAUAAAGAAUCACCAUCAACAACACAAUUUAAACAAAAUACAUUAAGUUACGCAUUUUGUAUUUGGCGUAUGGAAGAUGCUUCCUCAAUUCAUCUAUUUACAAAUAAUCAAGAACAUAAUUAUAUUGAUCAUUUAUCAUUUUAUCCUGAUCAUUAUUAA
Messenger RNA from Rotaria sordida, 636 nucleotides. The record is from the annotation of a GenBank genome assembly. Lineage: Eukaryota; Metazoa; Rotifera; Eurotatoria; Philodinida; Philodinidae.